This is a messenger RNA of Ostertagia ostertagi, 438 nucleotides long. The record is from the annotation of a GenBank genome assembly. Lineage: Eukaryota; Metazoa; Nematoda; Chromadorea; Rhabditida; Trichostrongylidae.
AUGAUUCCGCUUUCACUAGUCUACGUUGGAGAGUAUCUGAUAAACCAAGGAGUGUCUCAACUAAUUAUUUUCAACUGCUCCGAAGGCUUUCAUCUUAACUACAACGCUCAAUAUCGGUGGUAUCAGGCAAGUGCUUCCGUGAAUUCGAUAAAAUAUGACAACAAAGACGAGAUGUUAUCAGGAAAACCUGGUUAUAUAGAAACUUCCGAAAAAGUACUUUACCAACUAGGAGUGUUUAUUUCGAGAUCAUCGGUGAAGGUCUUUGAGUUACCUACAUGGUCACUGUUUCUCCUCCCUGUGCUACAGGUUUCGCCAGAUGUUCGAGAAUUUUCGCUGUCAGUGGCUUCACUGGGCGAUUCAAUUGGUGUGAAUUUUGCUGGAUUCGUUGCCAUUCCGCUUCAUAAUUUUGUUUGCAAAAAACCAAUGCAUCGAUAUUAA